Fonsecaea monophora is the source of this 459-nucleotide messenger RNA. RefSeq lists its product as hypothetical. The record is from RefSeq and is a predicted model, not a curated record. Lineage: Eukaryota; Fungi; Ascomycota; Eurotiomycetes; Chaetothyriales; Herpotrichiellaceae. Gene Ontology annotation, biological process: translation. The transcript is spliced from 3 exons. Gene Ontology annotation, cellular component: cytosolic large ribosomal subunit; ribosome. Bases 1 to 459 code for a protein of 152 amino acids. Gene Ontology annotation, molecular function: structural constituent of ribosome.
AUGUCUGAACGUCCAAACGUCUCCGGCGACCUCAUCUGGGAGGUUGUCCGAAACAACAAUGCGUUCCUGGUCAAGAGGAAGUCUGGUGGUGGUGUUCAGUUCUCCCGAGACCCCUUCAACAUCGUCAACAAGCACUCGAGAAAACACGCCGGCUUCGUGAACGACAAGGCCGUUUCGAUCCAACCCAAUGAGAAGGGAGGUGUCACGUUGGUGACCAAGAAGUCCGGAUCGUCCAACAAGCCUGCAUCAAACUACAACACUCAUGCCUUUGGCAAGACCACCUCGAACAGAAAGAUCUACAAGAGCGUGGCAGACGCAGUCGGCAAGCGAUCAUACCGUGGCGACUUGAACAAAGACGCUGUUUCCCGUGCCAGUGCCAUCAAAAACUCGCAGCGACCGAAGAAGGACACUCCGGAGAAGAAGCCCCGUGGGGUCAAGGCGCGAAAGACAGAGGCAUAA